Colletotrichum orchidophilum is the source of this 771-nucleotide messenger RNA. RefSeq lists its product as uncharacterized. Lineage: Eukaryota; Fungi; Ascomycota; Sordariomycetes; Glomerellales; Glomerellaceae. The record is from RefSeq and is a predicted model, not a curated record. The transcript has a single exon. Bases 1 to 771 code for a protein of 256 amino acids.
AUGUCAGACUCCAGCACAUCGCAAACCGACGGCGACGAGGAGAAAAUCCGCCACCUCCACGCCGAGCUCAAGCGCUACAAACCCAAAGAAACAUUGACGCUCUGCCCCCGAAACCCAGGUAUACCGUACGGUCUCCCAGAGUACGGAGAAGAAACCCGCCCCGAGUCCAACGAGUGGCUCCUCCCAAAUUUUGACCCGACAAUCGACCAGCCGGAUCACGAAGCACAAGUAGAGGUCAUAUCAUACUUAAAGGGCGACAUCCAUCGCGAUGCCCUGGUCCUGCUAUGCAACAUCACAAAGGCGCCAUCCAUCAGACACGGCGCUCAUCAUCCUCUCGUUCCCGGACGCAAGUUCGUGCUGAAAGUGUACAACCCGACUUUCUACCUGAGCGCGCGCACGCCAAGCGAGCUUGCCAAUCAGUCCCUGAGUCGGGAGGCGAAUGCCUACGAGUACUUUUACAACCAGGGCAUGACGGGCCAUCCUCACAUGGUGCCGCAGUACUACGGUAGCUGGGCUCUCAAGUUCGACGUCAGCGAGCCGUCCCGUGGCUCCCGCUCACCCAAGACACGUCGUUGGAGAUGUGCGGGAGCAAUACUCAUCGAGCACAUCCAAGGUCUCUCGCUCGAGCAUAUGUGCAAGCGAGACGAAGGCGGAGCCAUGAACACCGACGAGGCAUUCCUUCCCUUUCCCGACUCGGAUUCUGUAAGCGGCAGCGAAAAGAAAGGAAUUCCACUGAACGAGAUGCCAGCCCGACUGAAAGUUUUCAAGUAA